AAAUUGUCUCUUCUUUUUUUAUUUGUGGAGCAACCAUACCAACAAUGGCACUCUACGAAACAACGUCCGAACAGAAUAUUCAGUCUCGAUUUCGAUUUCGACAUGCAAACGAAAUUAAAUUAAUUCAGAAACAGUAUCCCCUGUCACCCACUCAAUUCGACGCGCUGUUUUUGAUUUAUUUUAAAUUGUGGGAACAACAUCAAAAUCCGUCAAAUUACAUUUUACGUUCGCAAUUCAGCGACGUGCUGUACAAGUGUUUCAAUAUGCCAGAUGAUUUUCUGGCCGAUCAAAUUCAGAUGGCACUCGACAAAGGAGCUUCGACUAAUGUUGCACUCAAGACGUGGAUGAAAGCGAUGUACAUUUUCUUGAAAGGCACUUUGGACCAGAAAAUGGAAUACUGUUUUGCCGUGUACGAUGCAGCUGACGAUGAAGAUGGUGACGAAGGUCUGAAUGAAUUUGCUGAUGUUAUUAUUAAGAAAAUGGAUAUCGAUUUGGAUGGAGCUAUUUCAUUCGCCGAUUACAGUGAAAGUGUUCGCAGAGAACCGUUGUUGCUGGAAUUCUUGGGACAAUGUAUACCUGAACGAGAGUCGAUUGCCGCAUUUUUAGUAACAUUUAGUCGACCUUAAGCAAAUUAUACAAGUUUGAAAGGA
Messenger RNA from Bradysia coprophila, 650 nucleotides. Its product is annotated as calaxin-like. NCBI's taxonomy places the organism in Eukaryota, Metazoa, Arthropoda, Insecta, Diptera, Sciaridae. The record is from RefSeq and is a predicted model, not a curated record. Gene Ontology annotation, molecular function: calcium ion binding.